Penicillium verrucosum is the source of this 1380-nucleotide messenger RNA. Its product is annotated as M20 family metallo-hydrolase. Lineage: Eukaryota; Fungi; Ascomycota; Eurotiomycetes; Eurotiales; Aspergillaceae. The record is from RefSeq and is a predicted model, not a curated record. The transcript is spliced from 4 exons. Bases 1 to 1380 code for a protein of 459 amino acids. Gene Ontology annotation, molecular function: hydrolase activity, acting on carbon-nitrogen (but not peptide) bonds, in linear amidines.
AUGUACGCCAAAGGUGCAACACGCGCCUUUCAUUCCAAUGCCCGGCGAUUCUCCACUGCCACAAGUUUCCAAGCACCAUCAGGUCUCAAGAUCAAUUCUGAGAGGCUGUGGAACACAUUGCACGAAACUAGCGAAUGGGGUGCUGCACAUAAAUAUGGCGAAAACCCAACGGAUACUGGCAUGGCACGGUUGACUCUCAAUGAUGAUGAUGCCCGUGUGCGCAAGUGGUUUGCUACCGAAGUUCAAAAGCUGGGAUGUUCUCUUUCUAUUGAUCAGAUGGGUAACAUGUUCGCAAGACAGCCGGGUCGGCUGAACUCGACUGCUCCAAUGAUUGCAAUGGGAAGCCACCUCGAUACUCAACCUCGUGGCGGUCGGUAUGAUGGCAUUCUUGGUAUUAUGGCCGCACUAGAGGUCCUUCGGACGAUGAAUGAAAGUGGUUUCCGGACUAAUUUUGAUGUUGGAGUGGUAAAUUGGACCAAUGAGGAAGGCGCACGUUUUCCCAAGUCCAUGUGUGCUUCUGGCGUCUGGGCCGGUGCUAUUCCAAUUCGAAAAGCUUGGGACUUGCGCGAUAUUCAUAAUGCCAAUGUCACCCUUCGCUCCGAACUUGAAAGGCACGGUUUUCUGGGUGAGAUUGCUUGUUCCAGCGAUCCGAUUACCGGAUACCCACUUGGAGCUCAUUUCGAGUUGCAUAUUGAGCAGGGUCCGAUUCUCCUAGAAAACAACCGAGCAAUCGGUGUUGUCCGCGGUGCUCAAGGAUACAGGUGGUUGACUAUGACCGUCCACGGGAAAGACGCACACACUGGAACAACACCGUUCACUGCCCGCCAGGACCCCUUGCUCGCAUCCUCAAGAAUGAUUGCAGCUUCGCAUGAUAUCGCUAAGAAGCACAAUGCCCUAGCCUCUACUGGUAUUAUCAAGGUUCCCUCGAACGCAUCCACCAACACCGUCGCAUCGCAAGUGACUUUCACGCUUGAUAUUCGUCACCCACAGGAUAGUGUUGUCCACGCCGUGCAGGAGGAAUGUCUUAAGGCAUUUGACACUAUUGCAUCCCAGGACGGCAAGGGAGUGUCCUUUGACUGGACAUUGGAUACGGACUCCCCGGCUGUCAAGUUCGAUGACGACUGCGUGGCAUCUAUCCAGGCGGCCGCAGACCAACUCGUUGGUCGGGCGAAAUCGAUGCUCAUGACCAGUGGUGCAGGACAUGAUACGGUCUACACCAGCCAGCACUGUCCCUCAGCUAUGAUUUUUGUUCCGUGUCUGGAUGGUGUUAGCCACCACCCGACAGAAUUUUGUAGCCCACAAGAUUGUGCCCUUGGCACCCAAGCUCUUCUUGAAGCGGUUGUGCAUUAUGAUCAAUUCCGGGCGAAGAAAGAUCACUAA